AAGGAAGCAGCUAAAGCCAUGACAGUGGCAGCAGGAAUUGGAUACGCUUUGUUAGCCCUUGGCCCUUCUCUCUCACUCUUCAUCGCUCUUAUCUCAAAAAAACCCUUCUUGAUUCUCACACUUCUUUCAAGUACAUUGGUAUGGCUUAUGAGUCUGAUAGUAAUGUCAGCACUUUGGAGGGCUUUCCUUCCACUGAAAAGCACAGCAUGGUGGCCGUAUGCUAUCCUCAUACUCACUUCUGUUGGUUUCCAAGAAGGACUUCGUAUUCUCUUCUGGAAAGUUUACAAGAAGCUGGAGGAUAUAUUGGAUGCAUUUGCUGACAGAGUCUCUAAACCUCGCCUCUUUAUGACGGACAAGAUGCAAAUUGCUCUUGCUGGGGGUUUGGGACAUGGUGUGGCUCAUGCUGUGUUUUUCUGCCUUGGCCUUUUGACACCUGCAUUUGGACCAGCAACAUACUAUGUAGAGAAAUGCUCAAAGAUACCCUUUUUUCUUGUUUCUGCAAUUAUAGCCCUUGCCUUUGCUACCAUUCACACUUUCUCCAUGGUUAUUGCGUUCAGUGGAUAUGAAGAAGGAAACAAAGUGGACCAGUGUUUUGCUCCUGUUGUUCACUUAAUUGCUGGAAUGUUGACACUGACGAAUCUUGCAUUUGGAGGCUGCAUGAUUGGCAUUCCACUUCUCUAUUGUGUAGCAAUUGUGACCUUGGUACAUUGCGGAAAGAUGGCAUGGAGGAGAUUGAUAGAAAGCCGAAGCAGGGAGGGAAACUUCAGCAAUAGCCAGUAAGCAAGGAUAAUAACCUUUUUUGUUAUGACUGAGAAGUGUAAGAUUAGUAAUUGCCAGAUAUGUCUGAUGCAUGGAGCAUUUGCCAAGGGUGACUCAAAGGAGAGACUAGUAAAAGCCUUCGCUUUAGGCCUCCAAAAAUAUUUCAUAGUCGACUUUAUUAUUGGCCAAAUACAUAUACGGCCACUCAAACUUUACAUGAACUUUCAUUGUAACACCUAACAUUUGCUUUGUACCUAUUGAACACCUAAUAUUGCAACAAAUUGUGUCUAUUCAA
Molecule: messenger RNA, 1054 nt
Organism: Solanum verrucosum
Lineage: Eukaryota; Viridiplantae; Streptophyta; Magnoliopsida; Solanales; Solanaceae
Product: gamma-secretase subunit APH1-like
Exons: 6
Coding region: 19-780 (253 amino acids)
Biological process (GO): positive regulation of catalytic activity; protein processing
Cellular component (GO): endoplasmic reticulum; membrane; gamma-secretase complex
Molecular function (GO): protein-macromolecule adaptor activity
Source: RefSeq, a predicted model, not a curated record